Molecule: messenger RNA, 3172 nt
Organism: Siniperca chuatsi (mandarin fish)
Lineage: Eukaryota; Metazoa; Chordata; Actinopteri; Centrarchiformes; Sinipercidae
Gene: tmem106a
Product: transmembrane protein 106A
Exons: 8
Coding region: 1942-2673 (243 amino acids)
Source: RefSeq, a predicted model, not a curated record
ACACUUGAGGUAGUUAGUCAGCAGUCUCAAUGUAGCUUUUCAAAACUUAAAGUGUAAAGAAGCCAGCGGUGCCGCACUUUAGUCUUUAUUUAGUUGGAGUUUAAACUCGAGUUGCGUUGUGAGGUAAGCGCUCAUUUCACUCAUCAGCUGAAGCCAUUUAAUAUUUUACUCUUUUAGACAGCAGCAUGAGACUAACAACCAAGAGUUCUAAAUUUAACAAGCCCUAAACCCUAAAGAUACGGAAGUAUGUCUAUCAAGUUCAUUUUGUAAAGCGUGGUCUCAAAUCUUAGUGAUUUUGAUCUCUAAAGUUGAAAGCACCGUUUCUUUUUGAGUGAACCUUCGUAAAGAUUGUCUUAAGAGAUGAGAAAGGUCAUUAGUAAAGCUAAUUUAACUGUACAACAAGUGUAACCUCGCCUCCAAAAUGCAGGUAAGAAAGAGCCUGCUAAACUGAGGUUUUAUCCACAGAAUAACAGGUGGAGGACGCAUCCAGAUCCGAAGUAAAAGUAGCAAUGCUGCAAUAUAAAAUGCUGUAUUAAAAGUGUAUUGAAAAUGUAAAUUUAGUGAAAGUAUUAUCACCAAAAUGUACUUCAAUUUUAAAAGUAAAAGUACUCUUAAAGCAGUAUAAUUGCCCCUUUGAGUGUUAGGCCUAUAUUUUACUGCAUUAUUAUGAUUGAUGCAUUAAGUAGCGUUUUACUGUUGUAGUUGGUUGAGGUAGAGCUCAUUUGAGCUAUUUUAUAUACUGUUGGGUAGUUUCAUCACUAACAAUACAUCAUGUUUUAUAAGCUCAUAUGUUUUGUUUGUAAAAUCUUAAUGUAAACUAGUAAGUACAGCUGUUAAAAAAAUGUAGUGGAGUAAAAAGGACAUUUUCCUCUGACUCGUAGUGGAGUAGAAGUAUAAAGUAGCAUAAAAUGGAGUACUUGAGUAAAUGUCCACCACUGCAGAAUAAUGAUUAGACUUUGACAUGUUAAAGAUUUGUUUACAUCAGUAGUUUGUAAACUCUGAAGUACUUAUAAUUUGAGAGUGACAAAAAAGCGGAGAAAAAAAAAUCUGAUCUAUAAUUCAAUUAUGUAGGUGAAUAAACCUGCUAUCUGUAUGAUCAAUUAGUGAUUAGGCCGUUUCAGUAAAUAUUAUCCUGAUUUUUAAGUUUUACUACAAGAUGAUUGCUUCUUCAUGUUGGAAGAAGGUGAACUGCAGCAAAGCCAGUUAUGAAAAUUAUGAAUUGUGUCACUUUUUUCAAACAGAAGUUGUUCCUUAAAAUGAAGUGAAAACGAUUGUGACCACAAUGUUUAAAAGGCUGACACUUUAGAGAAUAAGGCAUGUUUUACUUUUACUGUAUGUUUCUGGAACUACAGCUGCAUGAACUAAACAAAACCAGUUUAGCUUCGUCACUGGAAAAGGUGGGUGAGUUCUAUCCAGCAGGAGACGGGACAACACAGAUGAUCUUGAAAGAUAAUGUACUUUUGAUUGAAAGCCAAAAUCUAGAACAUUUAAGGGAAUUGUCACUGUAUUUGAUUUAAUCAGUUUUGUCACAUUUGAACUUCCAGACCUUUUGUUCAAAGUUGCUUAGUUAAUCUAAAUGUACGGAAAUAACUGCUGCAUUUUGAGAAAAUCCAGAACAUGCAUUACUUUUCUUCCUUUCUUUGUGAAAUUUAGCAGUCAUCACACAAUCAUGCCCAACACUAAGAGUAUUCCAGGGUUUUACUAAGUUGCAAUAGAACCAUAAAAUAAUGUCCCUGGGGGUGUUUUUCUGUCACUCCCACUCCGUGGACUCUGCUCACAUCCUGACAUGUGGAGCAAAAACAAGCUUCUAUUGGUCAUUUAAAGGUUUUUGAGGAAAGCUGGCAUUAUAGGUCACUGCACAAUACUCUGUUGGCUCUCCAAAGCUUCUCAGGAAGCUUUCUGUGGAACUGCUGCACUGGGUCUGCUGUUACUCAUAGUGUCAUGGUUACACCCAAGAAAAACAGCAAAACCACAGCGGAACCUGAUCUGACAAAAGGGGCAGAGAAGGAGAAAAUGCUGAGGCAAUUCCCUCCAUAUGGUACCACGAAUGGAAACUCAACAGGAGACACCUGCCCCACAUGUCGUGGCAUUGGGCGAAUUCCCAGAGGCCACCAAGACCAGCUAGUUGCUGUAAUACCAUGUAAUGAUGUGAGGCUGAAACCAAGACGCACGAAGCUGUACGUGUGUGUCUCCAUGGCUGUGUGUCUCCUUCUUAGCUGUCUGAUCCUCUUCUUCCUCUUCCCCCGGAGUGUCACCCUGACGCCCGUGUCUGUGCUGUCAGCCAUGGUCUACUUCACCCCAUAUACAAUUGAAAUGGUGGUCACAAAUCUCAUCAACAUCACCAACGAGAACUUUGUCCCAGUUCAUAUUGUUGACUUUAACGUUCAGGGUCUGGUCUCUGACGCAGUUGUGGGUAAGACCAAGAUAUCCAAUAUGACAGCCAUCCAGUCCCGCUCACAGAAAUCGUACACCAUUCAAAUUGACGUGUCUAUCACCGAUAAAGGCUUAACCUCUUACUGCAAGUUGAGCUCUAUCAAGAUUCACACGUUAAUUCUGGAGUUGCAAAUGACACUGAAUAUUUCUUAUCUCUCUCACUCGGAGCAGCUGUCUCUUGACACCUUUGAGUAUAUUGACUGUGGCAAAAAUUCAACAAUCCCACAUCCUGUGAGAUGAUGACAUCAAAAUGAAAAACAUUGAAGUGGGAGUGUGAAAUAAUGAGUAUUCUGGCUGCAUUCCACUCUUAUCUCUUCUGUAUGGGAUGGGAAUUUGUGAAUGAUAACUACUGUGACAAAUGCAUCUUAUCUUUUUCUGUAUGUUGUAUUAGCAUACCUUAAUACUUUAAUCAAUCACUACAAUGUUAUAAUUUAACAAUACAGAUGCUUCAAAUACAUUUAUAUUUUAGCAUGAAUAUUUUUCACUCUUACAUGUUUGAGAUCAGCCUGUAAAUCUGUAUUAUAGGGAAAAUGGUCUCAAACAAGCACAAUUUCUUAAAUGCAAAAUGUAAGAACUGUGUGUUUGUAUUUGAAGAACAGAAUGUACAUUUCUUAAAAAUGUAACUCAUUUCACAACAUUUUUGGCAGGAUGCCAUAUACUGUGUAAAGAGGAUGUUAAUCUCUGAUAAUCUUGUCUUUUUUCAUUUGCACUUCAUUAAACUGGCAUUUAAGGUUCUGUA